AUGGCCAGAUUCACUCAGACUGAAACAAGAAGUCAGCAGCAGCAGCAUCCUCCUCUUCCUCAGCAGCAUCAGCAGCAGCAUCAUCCCGCUCCUCCUCACUCCUCCAGCCUCCCUUUCAGCCAAACUCCACCGCUCCCGAUCCCGCACCAGCAGCACCAGGACCCGCUCAAGCCCAUGAACGGCUCGGAACCCAUUUCACUUCAUCCGGAGAGUGGCGCCAUGAAGGACCAGGAUGCCAUUAAGCUCUUUAUCGGGCAGAUUCCGCGCAACUUGGAGGAGAAGGACCUGAAGCCUCUCUUUGAACAGUUUGGGAAGAUCCACGAACUGACGGUGCUCAAGGACCGCUACACCGGCAUGCACAAAGGUUGCGCUUUCCUCACCUACUGCGCCAGAGAGUCCGCCAUCAAAGCCCAGAACGCCCUCCAUGAACAGAAAACACUCCCAGGGAUGACACGCCCCAUCCAGGUGAAACCGGCUGACAGUGAAAGCCGUGGAGAAGACAGGAAGUUGUUUGUGGGAAUGCUGAACAAACAACAGACCGAGGAGGAUGUUUACCGCAUGUUCGAACCCUACGGAGUCAUCGAGGAGUGCACGGUUUUAAGGGGUCCUGAUGGCAACAGCAAAGGUUGCGCCUUUGUCAAGUUUUCCACACAUACCGAGGCUCAGUCUGCAAUCGGUGCCCUCCACGGAAGUCAGACAAUGCCAGGCGCCUCGUCAAGCUUGGUGGUGAAGUUUGCAGACACCGACAAAGAGCGCACCAUCAGACGCAUGCAGCAGAUGGUCGGCCAGUUUGGCAUCUUCAACCCAGCCAUCGCCCUUCCCUUCAGCACCUACAGCUCUUAUGCUCAUGCGCUCAUGCAGCAGCAGGCGGCCAUUAUGGCGGCGAGCCACGGCGGUUACCUGACGCCGAGUGUGGCCGCCUUCCCUGCUACGCAGAUCCACCAGAUGGGGGCGCUUAACAUCAACAGCCUGCCGCCCACCCCCAUGACCCCGGUGUCGGGUGAAUUUCAUCAAGCCUUAGGUCAUUGUCGUGUUGGAACACCCAACUGCACCCAAGACCCAACCUCCAGGCUGAUGAUUUUAGGUUGUCCUGAAGAAUUUGGAGGCCUCAGUUCUCCACCAGCCAACAUCACCACAUCCGCCGUGCCCAGCAUCGUCACACCCAUUGUUAACGGAUUCACCGGCAUCCACCAUCAGCCAAACGGACACCCCACCGUGGAGACGGUCUACACCAACGGUCUGCCGCCUUACUCCACCCAGAGCCCCACAGCCGCCGACACCCUGCAGCAAGCCUUCACCGGAGUCCAGCAGUACACAGACUGUACGCCUUACCGUGACGCCAUUGUUCUCCUAGCAAUAUACCCGGCCACGACACUGACUCCUAUCGGCCAGACGUUGUCCCAGGCGCCCCAGGUCAUCCAGCAGCAACAGCAGCAGCAGCAGAGAGAAGGUGAGGGUCCAGAGGGCUGUAACCUGUUCAUCUACCACCUGCCACAGGAGUUUGGAGACAACGAACUCAUGCAGAUGUUCCUACCCUUCGGCACUGUCAUCUCUUCCAAGGUCUUCAUGGACCGGGCGACCAACCAGAGCAAGUGUUUUGGCUUUGUGAGUUUUGACAACCCCACCAGCGCGCAGGCAGCUAUCCAGGCCAUGAACGGCUUUCAGAUUGGCAUGAAGAGGUUGAAAGUCCAGCUAAAGAGACCGAAGGAUGCCAGCCGCCCUUACUGACACAGCCUACCUUUAUUAUUUAUCGCAGCAGCAGCAACAGCAGCAGCACAGGUUUUAGAGGACACGUGACGAUAUCACGGCGGGGCUUUUCUCUUUCUUUUUUUCCCUUGGAAAAGCAACAUAUGUUUUUUAAAAAAUAACAAAAGCGCGUGAGUAUUUUUUUUUUUUUUUUUUGGGAGGUGGGGGGGGGAAUUUAUUUUGGAAGACAUAUCAGCAUUUACUUAUGAAGACGCAAGUCGGAAGGAGACGUGGAGGCGUGUCGCCGGGGGACGCUAACAGAUGGCACAGUGCGAGGAAGGAAGGCGAGGAGAAAAAAAAAAAAAAAAAAAAACUGACAGAAAAACACUGAACUCCAGAACUUUUUUUCUUGUUGAGACUUGAAUCGUUAAUUAAGCAACAAACUUAACAAACAGGAAGAAGCAGCAACAACAAAUAGAUUUCUAUAUACAUUCUAUAUACAUAUAUAUAUAAAUAUAUAUAUAUAAACAGGAGAUGCGCUUAUGGCUUUUACUGCACUGGACAAAUGAGGGUUCAAACUCAAAGACGGACAGUGGCGACACAACAGAAAAAAGAAAAAAAAAAAGCCCUUCUUCACUUCUUCGUCCGCUGGAAAUCUUUCUCUUUCCCCCCUCUCUUUUUCUCAUAUUGUCGCCCCAGCGAGCGCCGAGGAGGAGGCCAGCCGCCCAGGAGGAGGUCACUGAGGAGGUCACUGAGGAGGUUAGCAACAACUGAAAAAUCUUUCACCCGAAAAGGGACCAAAGGACCAAACCUGUUUGUAUUGUUCUGAGCAGUAAUGCGUAGUAUUAACGAAUUCAACUACUUAUGGUAUUUACACGUCAAGGGGGUGGGGACAAAAAACUAGCUUGAGGUUGAAACACACAUUGAAAAAAAAGAAAUAAUGUUUUUUUUUUGUUGUUCUUUUUUUUUUUUAAAUAGCUACUGGGUUUGAGAAUAUAUAUAAAAAAAAAAAAAUGUUGAAAAAAAAAAAAAAAGCUUUUCUAUUUUAGUGGCGUAGUAUACAGUAGGGGUCGGGGGUUGUUACGGGCAUGUUCAUUUCAUCCGCAUUUCAUCUCGGAGGCAAUUAAACCGCACAUUUCCCCUUAACUAGAUUUUGGACACCGCUUUUUUGUAGUAAUCCCCUCUUUCAUUGUAAUUACUGUUUAUAAAUUUAAUAUUGUUAUAGCUAGAGCAUAAAAAAAAAAACGUGUUUAGGACCUUCUAAAUGUGACAUUAUGAGAGCCCUCUAGACAUGAAAUAACACCCUUUUAUUCUACACUAAACCGGGUAAAGUUAUUCAGGGUAAAUCCCACCUAACCUUAUGCACACACAGUCAGGGUCAAAUACAAACCCCGUUUCCAUAUGAGUUGGGAAAUUGUGUUAGAUGUAAAUAUAAACGGAAUACAAUGAUUUGCAAAUCAUUUUCAACCCAUAUUCAGUUGAAUAUGGCUACAAAGACAACAUAUUUGAUGGUCAAACCGUUAAACUUGUUUUUCUUUUGCAAAUAAUCAUUACCUUUACAUUAACGUGACAAAAAAGUUGGGAAAGGUGGUAAUAAAUACUGAUAAAGUUGACAAAUUCUCAUCAAACACUUAUUUGGAACAUCCCACAGGUGUGCAGACUAAUUGGGAACAGGCGGGUGCCAUGAUUGGGUAUAAAAGCAGCUUCCAUGAAAUGAUAAGUAAUUCACAAUGUAUGUCGAACAGUUUUAGAACAACAUUUCUCAACGAGCUAUUGCAAGGAAUUUAGGGAUUUUACCAUCUACGGUCCGUAAAAUCAUCAAAAGGUUCAGAGAAUCUGGAGAAAUCACUGCACUUAAGCGAUGAUAUUGCGGACCGUUUAUGCCUCAGGCAGUACUGCAUCAAAAACAGACAUCAGUGUGUAAAGGAUAUCGCCACAUGGGCUCAGGAACACCUCAUAAAACCACUGCCAGUAACUAUAGUUGGUUGCUACAUCUGUAAGUGCAAGUUAAAACUCUGCUAUGCAAAGCCAAACCCAUUUAUCAACAACACCAAGGAACGCCGCUGGCUUCGCUGGGCCUGAGCUCAUCUAAGAUGGACUGAUGCAAAAUGGAAAGGUGUUCUGUGGUCUGACAAGUCCAUAUUUCAAAUUAUAUUUGGAAACUGUGGGCGUGGUGUCCUCCAGAACUAAGAAUAUAAUAACCAUCCGCAUUCUUAUAGGGCGCGAAGUUCAAAAGCCAGCAUCUGUGAUGGUAUGGGGGUGUAUUAGUGCCCAAGGCAUGGGUAACUUACACAUCUGUGAAGGCACCAUUAAUGCUGAAUAGUCCAUACAGGUUUUGGAGCAACAUAUGUUGUCAUGCAAGCAACAUAUGUUGCGCCCCUGCUUAUUUCAGCAAGACAAUGCCAAGCCACGUGUUACAACAGCGUGGUUUCGUAGUAAAAGAGUGCGGGUACUUUCCUGGCCCGCCUGCAAUCCAGACCUGUCUCCCAUUGAAAAUGCGUGACGCAUUAUGAAGCGUUAAAUACGACAGCGGAGACCCCGGACUUUUGAAGAACUGAAGCUCUACAUAAAACAAGAAUGGGAAAGAAUUCCACUUUCAAAGUUUCAACAAUUAGUUUCCUCAGUUUCCAAACGUUUAUUGAGUGUUGUUAAAAGAAAAGGUGAUGUAACACAGUGGUGAACAUGCCCUUUCCCAACUACUUUGGCACGUGUUCCAGCCAUGAAAUUCUAAAUUAAUUAUUUUUUGCAAAAAGAAAGUUUAUGAGUUUGAACAUCAAAUAUCCUGUCUUUGUAGUGCAUUCAACUGAAUAUGGGUUGAAAAGGAUUUGCAAAUCAUUGUAUUCCUUUUAUAUUUACAUCCAACACAAUUUCCCAACUCAUAUGGAAACGGGGUUUGUACCAUGAGACAUUAUAUAGACACAGAAUCAGAGACUAGAAGACAAACCAGUGAUUGCUUUUCUCGUACGAGGAGAGUGACCUGGAGAAAGUGUUGUCAAUUACAAUCUCCAACUCACUCUGAAACCUUUCUCCCACUCCCCUCGCCUUUUAAUUCAUUCGGGAGGCCCUGCAUUACAUACACACACACACAGCUGUACUAAGGGAGGAGGGGUGAUUACAGCUGUACUGGAAACAUAACACCCGUGUUGCGAACAUAACACACGCAAAUACAAAAGAUACAGUAACGUCCUGCGUUGCUCUGUCUCAUCUGCAAACUCUGCUUUAAGGAUGGCAGGUCAACCUAAGUUCAAUCUAACGACAAGUUUCGUUUCUCUUCAGUUUGUCUAACACAAUACAUAUGCAAACAAUCAUAUUUGAAUAAAAAUGAGAUAACUUAUUUACAAUUAAUCCAAAACACACACACACACACUUACACAAUUUAUUUUUGGUGAUUUAACCCUCAAUUCCAACCCUUGAUGCUGAGUGCCAAACAGGGGUUCCAUUUUUAUAGUCUUUGUCAAAUGAUGUUUUUGUUUUUUUUUAAUUAAGUAGAUUUGAUUUUUGACUAAUCACUCGUUUUUGCCCGCAUACAAAAUCUAGAUUUUAUUUUAAUUUUUUUAAAACGGCCCUAUAAAGGUAGUCAUUACUGCCUUAAUGAAAACAAGUUUGACACCCCUGGUUUAACCCAUUCCAUAACUUAGCCGUUACCAAACAAAAAUGAUUAGAUUUGCCACAUCUUUGAGUAAGCCACAGGGGUUUAAAGCUCAAGGGGAAAAGUAGCAUUUUAUAGCCUAAAAAAAAUACUGUAGUAUAGACAUUUUUAGUUCACCUAGCUUUUUUAUGCUUGAAAAAGGCUUAAUUUUGAGUAAAAAAAAAAAUAUUGAAAAUGCCUUAAAAAAUUACAUAAACAUCUGCAACAAAGUGAAGCCACAAAUUUUGAAUCAGAAUUAGGCUAUCAGAUAACAAAACUUAAAUUAUUCAUUGCCCAACCUAACCUGUAUAGCGGGGCCGUUCAACCGGAACUUUAACCCCUGUCAACACAUUGGCAGAUCCAUGUGUUGACAAGUUGAACUUGUGAGCAAACACCGGGGCCAAACUUGCUGAGGCGUUCCUCAAAGCACUCCUUUAAGUCCUCUCCUUUUUGUCAGUUAUUUUCUGUAUUGGGAUUUAUGUAAAUAAGGUGUCGCUGUAGCUUGUUUACUUCAGAUGCAAUAAGUAGACAUUUGUUCAACUUCUUUACUUAUACUUGUGGCGUUCCUCAAGGUUCCAGUUUAGUUCCUCUCUUUUUCAUCAUUUGGGCUAUUCAACUGGUGGCCUGUGAGUUCAAUUUUUACAAAGAAACGUGUGAGAGACCCCCUUUUUACAGCAGAUUCUAAAAAGAAAAAAAACACUUGUUCGCCGUCAUAGAGAUGAUCUCGGAAUAGCUCUUUUGCCGAAGGUCCUCAAAAACAGCAGAGCGCUCCUGCAAAACAAAUAGACUAAAAUCUAAUUUCGGUAACACUUUAGUAUGGGGAACAUAUUUUAAGUAACAAAGACUUAAUUUAAAGUUAUUUGGACACUAGCGGAACAUAGUCUAAGUAACAAAGACUUAAUUAAGAGUUAUUUGGACAUAGGGGAAAAUAUUCUAAGUACCAAAGACUUAAUUUAAUCUUAUUUGGACACUAGGGGAACAUUGUCUAAGUACCAAAGACUUAAUUUCGACUUAUUUGGACACUAGGGGAACAUAGUCUAAGUACGAAAGACUUAAUUUAGUCUUAUUUGGACACUAGGGGAACAUGGUCUAAGUACCAAAGACUGAAAUGUUGUGUUAUUUGAACACUAGGGGAACGUAGUCUAAGUAACAAAGACUUAAUUUAGUCUUAUUUGGACAUUAGGGCAACAUGGUCUAAGUACCAAAGACUGAAAUGUUGUGUUAUUUGGACAUUACGGGAACAUAGUCUAAGUACCAAAGACUUAAUUUAGAGUUAUUUGGACACUACGGGAACAUUUGCUAAGUAACAAAGACUUAAUUCAGAGUUAGUUGGACUAUAAGGGAACAUAGUCUACGUAACAAAUACCUAAUUUAGAGUUAUUUGGACACUAGGGGAACAUAUUCUAAGUAAAGAAGACUUAAUUUAGAGUUAUUUGGACACUAGGGCAUCGUAAUCUGAGGAACAAAGACUUAAUUUGGAGUUAUUUGGACACUAAGAGAACAUAGUCUAAGUAACAAAGACUUAAUUUAGAGUUAUUUGGACAUUAAGAGAACAUAGUAUAAGUAACAAAGACUUAGUUUAGAGUUAUUUGGACACUAGGGGAACAUAGUCUAAGUACCAAAGACUUAAUUUCGACGCAUUUGGACACUAGGGAAACAUAGUAUAAGUAACAAAGACUUAAUUUAGAGUUAUUUGGACACUACGGGAACAUAGUCUAAGUACCAAAGACUUAAUUUUGACUCAUUUGGACACGAGGGGGACAUAGUGUAAGUAACAAAGACUUAAUUUAGAGAUAUGUGGACAGUAGGGGAACAUAGACUAAGUAACAAACACAUAAUUUCAACUUAUUUGGACACUAGGAGAACAGAGUCUAUGUACCAAAGACUUAAUUUAGAGUUAUUUGGUAGGGUUAGGGCUAGGGUUAGGGUUAUAAUAAGGCCAUGCUGAAUAAGGCAUUGAUAAUUACUUAAUAAUGACUAAUUAAGAGCCAAUAUGUUACUAAUUUCCAUAUUAAAAUGCAACUAGUUAAUGGUGAAUAUGUUCCCCAUAUUAAAGUGUUACCCAAAUGUCUACUGCUGGUUCUCUGGUAUAUACAAAAUAAGAUAAAUAGUGAAGGGAUAAGCUUCCUGAAAAUGUGGCCCCUGAAAUAGUUCAGCUAAAUAUCCCUGCUGUAGGAUCACGGGUGAGCUGGACUGACUGAUUUUGAGAAAAAUGACGAUUAAUUGUAUAAAAGAAAAAAUAUUUUUUCAAGCCACGCACUUAAAACAAGCAAAUUCACUGAGUAUUAUCUAGUUACAAGCUUACACUUAACAUAUGUUAGCUGAACCACAAUCACCACAUGUAAAAGUGAAAGUGUUACUCAGCGGAGGUUUAUAGGCAACGUAGUCCCGACGCCAAUUCUAGGGACUUGUGUCACAAUAGCAUCAUUUAUUUAUUUAUUUAUUUUAUAUGAGCCAGAGCAGCACGAUCCAUAAAGUGAACAACAGGAGCAGAAGUCCUUGCUUUCCGUCAUUAAAGCCUUGAUAUUCCAGAUAAUCUGACCGUAAAGCAGCGUGCUAAAAGUGCCAUCCGGCUGAGCAGCAUGUGAGCCAGGCAGUAAAAAAAAAAAAAAAAAAAAAAAAAAAAAGCAGCACAGUGUCUGUAACUGCUUAAUAAAAUAUACAAAUGAGCCUGACAGCGGUUGUAAACAUUCCCCGCAACAGCGGCCACUCUCGGGUCGCGCCCUCUCCCGCUGCCAAGCCUCUCCAGCUGGGGUCCUCCUCCCGAUUCCCUCGCUUCUGCCGGGAGCCGGCAUAUCGCUCUUGAUAAGAGCCACCGGAUCCCAGGGCUGCGUAAUGAGCUAAUAUUGAUCAGAUGGGUAGUAGAUACAGUCAGUAAAUACCCUCAAAUCUGUAAUCUGACAUGCCAGAUGGUUGGGUCGCAGAGAACGGGCAGAAACCGUUUGGAAAAGGCCACCUUAUGGGGUACUGUCACGUUGCAGGGAUGGCUGUCACCUGCUUUUUCCACCACAUCCAGAAAAAUCGACACCCGCCAACCCUCCAGAUUACCCUUAGAGAGCAAUAAGAUCAAAAGUUAAGGUCUUUUUUUCAGGUUUUAGAUACACUAUAUUGCCAAAAGUAUAUACCCACCUGUAUUGACUCACAUAUGAACAUGAGGUCCCAUCCCAUUCCUAACCCAUGGGGUUCAAUAUGAUCUCGGUCGACUUUUUGUAGUUAUUACAGCAUCAACUCUUCUGGGAAGGCUGUCCACAAUGUCGCAGAGUGUGUUUAUAGGAAUGUUCCACCUUUCUUCCAAAAGCAUUGGUGAGGUCAUACACUGAUGUUGGUUGAGAAGGUCUUGCUGUCAGUCUCCGUUCUAAUUCGUCCCAAAGGGGUUCAAUCGGGUUCAGGUCAUGACUCUGUGCAGGCCAGUCAAGUUCAUCCACGCCACACUCUGUCAUCCAUGUCUUUAUGGACCUUGCUUUGUGCACUUGUGCACAGUCAUGUUGGAAGAGGAAGGAGCCCGUUCCAGACUGUUCCCUCAACAUUGAGAGGAUGGAAUUGUCCAAAUUGUUUUGGUAUACGGGAGCAUUCAAAUUUCCUUUCACUGGAACUAAGGAGCCAAGCCCAACUCCUAAAAAACAACCCCACAACAAAAUUCCUCCUCCACCAAAUUUCACUCUCAGCUGCAGUCGGAAAUGUACCAUUCUCUUGGCAACCUCCAAACCCAGACUCAUCCAUCAGAUUGCCAGAUGGAAAAGUGUGAUUCAUCACUCCAAAGAAGGCGUCUCCACUGCGCUGGAGUCCAGUGGCGACGUGCUUUACACCACUGCAUCCCACGCUUUGCAUUGGACUUGGUGAUGUAUGGCUUAGAUGCAGCAGGUCAGCCAUGGAAACCAAUUCCAUGAAGCUCUCUGCGUACUGUACGUGGGCUAUUUGGAAGCUCACAUGAAGUUUAGAGCGCUGUAGCAACUGGCUGUGCAGAAAGUCGGCGACCUCUUUGCACUAUGCGCUUCAGCAUCCACUGACCCCUCUCUGUCAGUUUACGUGGCCUACCACUUGGUGACUGAGUUGCUGUUGUUCCCAAAAUCUUCAAUUUUUCUUAUAAUAAAGCCGAAAGUUAAAUUUCACGACUGGAUUUGUUGCACAGGUGGCAUCCUAUGACAGUUUCACAAAUGUUUGUAGAAACAGUCUCCACGCCUAAAUGCUUGACUUUAUACACCGUGGCCAGGCCAAGUGAUUAGGACAUCUGAAUCUGAUCAUUUGGAUGGGUGGCCAAAUAUUUUUGGCAAUAUAGUAAGUAAUAUGCGAGUUCUUGUGAGAAUUUCUUCCCCAAACUGCUCGAUGGUACCUAGAAGUAGGGAUGGGUGUCGUUUAUAUUUUGACCGAUACUGGUACCAAAUUGAAAGCAGUGCUUAAAGGGAACCUGUGGUAUUUUUUGAAUUUACCUUUUAAUCUACCUUAAACACAUUGGAUAUACUUUUGUAAAAAUUUUGUGUACAUUUGGUUAAAAAUCACUGCCCUGACCAAUGUGAUGUGAUGCUUCUCAUGCUUCAACUCUGUCACAAAACAGUGAAGAAAAUAAAUGCACACACAUACUUUUUUAUUCAAUUUUGUGAUUUAAAAUUGUAUUGAUUAGCAUCUGAGUUGAAAAUAUCCUGCAGGGAUUUUUGGCAUAAUAAUAAUAUUUUUAUAAACAGUUUUCGCGAUGGGUGCCAUUUUUUCUGGCUUAAGCACCUGGCCCCAAAAUGUCUGUGUACGUACCUACUUUUAAUUACAUUAGUAUAGAUUCUGCCUCUAGGGAUCGACAUGAUCUCCGAGACUAGGGGUGUCCAAACUACAGUCCGCGAGCAUCUUCAAUUUGACGCCACAAGUUAAUAAUAAAGUGGCGUAUUCCUACUAUUUACAAAUAGUAAUAGUGGUCUAAUAGUUGCCAUUUGUUUACCAUUUGUUGGCCAAGAAAAGUUACUGUAUCAUUAAUUGUUUUUCAAAGGCCGUACAGCACAACAUUGACUUUUAUGACCCAAUCCAAACAACCUUCCCCAGUCAUGGUGCGAAAAAAAUAAAUAAAAAAUCCACCUAUGUUGCUUAAGGAGCGGUGCUGGUUGUAUCUUCCCCUCGCUGUGCAAUAAGUCUGCUCUGGCACCCAUUUCUAGAAAGGUCCGGCGUAUUUAGAAUUAAAACUUUGUCAAUCAUUCUUCCAAACGCCAUUAAUGUCAGAAAAACUAGUCAGAAAAAGGGAAAAACAACCAAAGAGCACACGUUUUAAUAAACAAAAGAGUGGUGUAUUCCUUCCAUCCAUCCAUUUUCUACCGCUUAUUCCCUUUCGGGGUCGCGGGGGGCGCUGGCGCCUAUCUCAGCUACAAUCGGGCGGAAGGCGGGGUACACCCUGGACAAGUCGCCACCUCAUCGCAGGGCCAACACAGAUAGACAGACAACAUUCACACUCACAUUCACACACUAGGGCCAAUUUAGUGUUGCCAAUCAACCUAUCCCCAGGUGCAUGUCUUUGGAAGUGGGAGGAAGCCGGAGUACCCGGAGGGAACCCACGCAUUCACGGGGAGAACAUGCAAACUCCACACAGAAAGAUCCCUAGCCUGGAUUUGAACCCAGGACUGCAGGACCUUCGUAUUGUGAGGCAGACGCACUAACCCCUCUGCCACCGUGAAGCCCUGGUGUAUUCCUCUCAUAUACAAAUAGCCAGUGGUCUAAUAGCUGCUGUUUUGUCACCAUCUGGUGGCCAACAAAAGUUACUGUACCAUUAAUUGUACUUCCAAGGCUGUACAACACAGCGAAUACGUAUAUGACUCAAUCAAAACAAACUUCCCUAGUCAUGAUGCAGGGGGAAAAAAAACCUUAAGCAGUAUCGGUCAAAUCUUUUCCUUGCUGUGCGAUAAGUCUGCUCUGGCAUUUUUUCCAGAAAAUCGCGGCGCAUUUACAAUUAAAAUGUGUUGUGGCAAAAUCACGGAGCCUGCUUCGUCAAUCAUACUUCCGAGUGCCAUUAAUGUAUCCACCGGGAUUCGCUCCUUUUUGCCACGCUGGUCUGUUGGCUUUCCAGGACUCAUUUUAAGUUAUCAAAAUGGACAAAACUAAUCAGACAAAGGGAAAGACACUCAAAAGGCACACAUGUUUUAAUAAGCAAAAGAGUGGUGUAUUCCUAUCAUAUACAAAUAGCCAGUGGUCUAAUAGCUGGCGUUUUGUCACCAUCUAGUGGCCAACACAAGUUACUGUACCAUUAAUUGUACUUCAAAGGCUGUACAGCACAGCAAAUAUUUAUAUGACCCACUCCAAACAACCUUCCCUAGUCAUGAUGCAUGGGGAAAAAAAUCUUAAUGAGCAGUACCGGUCGUAUCUUUCUCUUGCUGUGCGAUAAGUCUGCUCUGGCAUUUUUUUCCAGAUAAUCCCGGCGUAUUUACAAUUAAAAUUUGUUGUGGCAAAGUCACAGAGCCUGCUUUGUCAAUCAUACUUCCAAGCGCCAUUAAUGUAUCCACAGGGAUUCUCUCCUUUUUGCCACACUGGUCUGUUGGCUUUUAGGGACUCAUUCUAAGUAAUCGAAAUGGACAAACUAGUCAGAAAAAGGGAAAAACACCCAAAAUGCAUGCAUGUUUUAAUAAGCAAAAGAGUGGUGUAUUCCUAUCAUAUACAAAUAGCCAGUGGUCUAAGAGCUGCCGUUUUGUCACCAUCUGGUGGCCAACAAAAGUUACUGUACCAUUAAUUGUACUUCCAAGGCUGUAGAGCACAGCAAAUAUUCAUAUGACCCAAUCCAAACAACCUUCCCUAGUCAUGGUGCAGGGGGGAAAAAAAUCUUAAUAAGCAGUACCAGUUGUAUAUUUCCCUUGCUGUGCGAUAAGUCUGCUCUGGCAUUUUUUCCAGAAAAUCCCGGCGUAUUUACAAUUAAAAUGUGUUGUGGCAAAAUCAUGGAGCCUGCUUCGUCGAUCAUACUUCCGAGUGCCAUUAAUGUAUUCACCGAGAUUCGCUCCUUUCUGCCACGCUGGUCUGUUGGCUUUCCAGGACUCAUUUUAAGUUAUCAAAAUGGACAAAACUAAUCACAUGUUUUAAUAAGCAAAAGAGUGGUGUAUUCCUAUCAUAUACAAAUAGCCAGUGGUCUAAUAGCUGCCAUUUUUUCACCAUCUGGUGGCCAUUAAUUGUACUUCAAAGGCUGUACAGCACAGCAAAUAUUUAUAUGACCCAAUCCAAACAACCUUCCCUAGUCAUGAUGCAGGGGGGGGGGGGAUCUUAAUGAGCAGUACCGGUCGUAUCUUUCCCUUGCUGUGCGAUAAGUCUGCUCUGGCACUUUUUUUCCAGGUAAACCAGGCGUAUUUACAAUUAAAAUGUGUUGUGGCAAAGUGACAGAGCCUGCUUUGUCAAUCAUACUUCCAAGCGCCAUUAAUGCGUCCACAAGGAUUCCUCUCCAUCUUUGCCAUGCUGGUCUGUUGGCUUUUUGGGACUACGUUAGCAAAAUGGACAAAACUAGUCAAAAAAAAAAAGGGAAAAACAGCCAAAAGGCACACAUGCUGAAGUGCUGAGUCGUGAGUGUCUCUUUUGGAAGAUGCACUCUGCAUUUUUGUCUGCAGGCGUGAAAAUGAAUGACUGAAUGAAGUGUUCACACGCUCAUGCUGAUCCAAAAGUUUCUAAAUCGAUACGGUUUGAAAAUAUAUUGCCAGCGUAAACACGUAUUAGUAACAUUUUCAUCUUCUUAAGGACGUGAGUAAUCUGUAAGAGAUAAAGUUAACCAAACAAAAACCUGCACAAACACAUUUUUGUCUCUACUGUGCUGCUUUAAAUGAGUUUGUUUACUUCAUGUAAGUUGCUUCAUGCAUCCUUUCCAGACUUCUUAAUUGGAUGGAUUAAAAUGCAUGAGAAUGUUUUAUAUUUUGAACGUUAUUUUUAACACUGUGAUUGCCAUCAGAAUUAUUCAUUACUUAUCUUAAGCAAUGUCAGCUCAGAUUUGUCUGAAAGCCAGAUGCAGACAUCAAAAGAGCCACAUCUGGCUCGAGAGCCAUAGUAUCCCGACCCCUGCUUUAAACCAUGGUUUAGUGUGGCUGAAUCGGGGCUUAGGCUAAAUAAUUAUUCGUUUAAGGCAUGGGUGUCAAACUCUGGCCCGCAGGCCAUAUAUGGCCCGCUGUGUAAUUUCACUUGGCCCUUGAGGCAAUAUCAAAUUAAUAUUAGAGCUGGCCCGCUGCUGUAACACCGCAUUCACCGCUAAUACUCUUACUUGCCAACCCUCCCGAUUUUCCCGGGAGACUCCCGAAGUUCAGUGCCCCUCCCGAAUUUCAACCUGGGCAACAAUAUUGGGCGUGGGCCUUAAAGGCACUGCCUUUGGCGUUCUCUACAACCUGUCGCCACAUUCGCUUUUCCUCCCAACAAACUGCGUGCCGGCUCAAUCACAUAAUAUAUGCGGCUUAUACACACGUACAAUUGAAUGCAAGGCCUAUUUGGUCAACAGCCAUACAGGUCACACUGAGGGUGGCCGUAUAAACAACUUUAACACUGUUACAAAUAUGCGCCACACUGUGAACCCACACCAAACAAGAAUGACAAACACAUUUCGGGAGAACAUCCACACCGUAACACAACAUAAACACAACAGAACAAAUAACCAGAAACCCUUGCAGCACUAACUCUACCGGGACGCUACAAUAUACACCCCUCGCUAUCACCAAACCCCGUCCACCUCAACCCCGCCGCCGAAAAGAGGCAUUUAAUUAUUAUUUAAAUUUUAUUUGAAAUGCCAUUGAUAUUUUUUAAUUAUUAUUAUUAUUUGAAAGUCUAUUUUGCAUGUCACUAUAAAGUUAUAUAAGCCUUGCUUGUUCAAUAUUCAAUGUAAAACUAGUGUCCCUAUUGAAAGGUUAGUUUGUUCAACCUCGGCCCACGGCUUUGUUCGGUUUUAAAUUUUGGCCCACUCUGUAAUUGAGUUUGACACCCCUGGUUUAAGGCAGUGGUCCCCAACCACCGGGCCGUGGCCCGAUUGGUACCGGGCCGCAGAAUAUUUUUUUUUUUAUUUUUAUUAAAUCAACAUAAAAAACACAAUAUACACUUACAAAUAGUGCACCAACCACAAAAAACUCCCUUUUUCAUGACAAAAACGUCCCUUUUUCAUGACAAAGAAGAAACGAAAAAAAAAGGGAAAAAAAGGCUUAGUGCAGACAUAGCCUUAGUGUAAUAUCCAACUUGGUUUACAAGUGUCCCAUGCGGUGCACCUUUUCACGUGAAAAUAUGCUAAUUGGUCCAUUUCCAAGAUGUUUACCUUUACUGUCACUUAUUACCAAGAAACCAGUACAAUUGUUAAUGAACUCCGUAACGGUGCACAUGCAUGUUUAGGGAGUCAACUCUAUGUUUUUGUUCCGGCAAGAGCAGCUGCAUUACCCCUUCUAAGGCUGCAACGGCACAGCCUUAGGAGGUCAAAUUAAGAGCAAAAUGAUCCAUCAAUGAGACAGCAGCAGGCCUGUAGGUGUAGCAGCCACAGCUGCCACCGACAAAACAAGCCCUUACCAUUAGCGGCACCCACACAUGGCCGCCAUAUAUCUAAACUAACGUCGCCGAACAACGGGACAUACCGUCAGAUUUGAUCGUUGGCUUUUUCGUCAUUCAUUUUCACGCCUUCUGUCAGUGUUGCCUUUUUAUUUCAAAGAGCGUACAGUGCAAAAAGGAAUCGAAAGUAUGCCCAACCAAGCGUUUAUCAACCAGGUUUUCGCCACAUAUUGCCAAAUUUCGAAUUAGUGUUCUAUUUUAUCCAUCCAUCCAUCCAUCUUCUUACGCUUAACCGAGGUCGGGUCGCGGGGGUAGCAGCCUAAGCAAGGAAGCCCAGACUUCCCUCUCCUCAGCCACUUUGUCUAGCUCUUCCCGGGGGAUCCCAAGGCGUUCCCAGGCCAGCCGGGAGACAUAGUCUUCCCAAGGUGUCCUGGGUCUUCCCCGUGGCCUCUUACCGGUUGGACGUGCCCUAAACACCUCCCUCGGGAGGCGUUCGGGUGGCAUCCUGACCAGAUGCCCGAACCACCUCAUCUGGCUCCUCUCGAUGUGGAGGAGCAGCGGCUUUACUUUGAGUUCCCCCCGGAUGACAGAGCUUCUCACCCUAUCUCUAAGGGAAAAACUCAUUUCGGCCGCUUGUACCCGUGAUCUUAUCCUUUCGGUCAUGACCCAAAGCUCAUUACCGUAGGUGAGGAUGGGAACGUAGAUCGACCGGUAAAUUGAGAGCUUUGCCUUCCGGCUCAGCUCCUUCUUCACCACAACGGAUCGGUACAACGUCCGCAUUACUGAAGACGCCGCACCGAUCCGCCUGUCGAUCUCGCGAUCCACUCUUCCCCCACUCGUGAACAAGACUCCUAGGUACUUGAACUCCUCCACUUGGGACAGGGUGUACUGUAUUUUCUCAAUUAGAGACCUCCGUUUUAGUCGACACCAUGCAGGGCCGCCCCUGCUUAUACAGUGCGAGCCGAAUAAGCGCAUGAAAAAUGUCAAUUACAUGAAUGACGAGUGCUCUAUAGGAAAUUUAACCGCAAAUAUUACCCUAGAUUCCAUAAGUUCUCAUUGCACCCCGUUAGUGAUAUGCUUGUUGAAGGUCAUACUGGAUUGGACUACACCAGGGGUGUCAAACUCAUUUUAGCUCAGAGGCCGCAUGGAGGAAAAUCUAUGACCAAGUGGGCCGGAAUGGUAAAACCACGAAAUGAUAACUUAAAGAUAAAGACAACUCCAUGUUGUUUCGUUUGUUUCUUCUUUGGCCAAAAAGAGAACAAGCACAUUAUAAAAACCAUAAAAAUCACAACUAAUCUUCUGAAAAAACACUUCAAGUUUGUUGAAAAUUCUGAGGAAAUUGGUGCAGCUUCCAAAACACUUUGUCCGUGUAUCUACAAAGCCAGGAUUAAACUUUAAAUCACAGUCUUUCUGGGAUUGAACAAAAAACUCUUCCAGUUAUCAAAUACCUCCUUCCUCAUGUCCACGUAUCAAUCCAGAGCUAACUCAACAAACCGUAAGAAACGGAGGUAAAAACUAUUCAAAAGGGUUCAAUUCACUUGUCUCGUGUUUGACAGAGACAUUUUGGGGCAACGAGGGUGCCGAAUGCGGAUGUGUUCAAAGCAGAAGACAUAAAACGGCAGGUUUUAACUUUCAUGUGGGUCAAGGAGGAGGAGCCACAGUCACCCUUUUACUGUGUACCUCUUGCUUAGUCGUUUGCUUGCCUAACAGAAUUGCUAUUGUGACAUCCAGUGGACACAUUUAGAACAGCAGUUUCUUUCGUUAAAAAAACCCAGCUCAUUUUAAUACUUGGUAAACUCAUCACGCGGGCCGGAUAAAAACUUUUUUGGAGCCUGAUCCGGCCCGCAGGCCGGUAGGUUUGACACCCCCGGACUACAUAUAUGCGUCAAGUAUUAAUGAAAACGGAUCUUUUCAUUAUGUUAAAAUGUGUUGUAUUGCACUGAAAAAAUAAACUAUUGAACAAUUUAUAUUGAACAAUUAAUUUCCCGUGACAUUGUUUUAAAACAAAAGAUACAUCAAAUUAAAUUAAAGUUUGAUGAACCCUCAGUAGUAAACAUAAUAUAAUGGCAGUGUAUGAUUAAAUAAAGGAAAAUUUACUUAGUUUUUGCUAAAAUACCUCAGUCAACUUUAGUCCAAAGUAAAAUAAAAGCUAACAUGUUAUGGGGGUUUUUUGUUUAGUUUUUUUAACCAUUUUAAUGCUCAUUUGAAGUAAACAUGUAAUUUAUUUGUAAAGUAGCCUAUCAUCCAUUCACUGUAUUAGAAUAAAAAAAAGCAUAUGUUUGCCAUUUUUAUUCACGAUUUAGACUAAUUAAGAGAUCUGAGCAAAAAAAAGUAGAAAAAAAUACAAAUCCAAACAUGUUUUUUUUUAUACAUUCUUACUGUGACUCCCUGUGGACUUUUUCAUCCUGGUGCUACUUAUUUGGGCUAAACUUACUUAACAGUGUACCGUUAAUAUAUGGAAGAAUUUAAAAUAAAAAAAUGUUAAAAUUGAAUAUGAAAAAAACAAACCGUAUUGGGAACAAUAAUCAUUUAGCUUAAUACAGCUCAAGUUAUGGCCCAGAAAUUGAGCAAGAACUUCCCUGAAACAAAUAAAAAGGCCGCAGUGUACUUUAAAGGUAAAAUGUUUAAAAAGUAUCCCAAAAUUUUGGAGAAAAAUCUACUCUCCCAAGUUGGGCCGGCACGAUAACAUGAAAACAGAGACAACUUCAGAUUGUUUAGAAAUACAACAAGCACAUUCUGAAAAUGUACAAAUCUUUUUUUUUUUUUUUACACAUACAUGUUGCGGUUAAUAGUAUUCUAUCUUUAUUUGUCGUUAUUUAUACUUUCUGAAUAAAUUAUGUGGUAAUGUUCAUCAGUCAACACAUUGGUGUUAAUUUGGCGCACUAACAUUAUGUGUUUUGUUUUUUUUCACGUACGUCGCAUAUUCAACAAAGAUACAAAUAAUUGCUAUUCCGACAUCUAGUGGACACAUUUAGAACAGCAGUUUCUUUCAUUGAAAACUUUUUGCAAAUUUUUGUACUUAGCAAACUCAUCCAGUUGGCCAGAUAAAACCCGUUUGACACCCACUGCCUUAAACUAACAAUUAAAAUUGCUAUACCAAACAGCAGCACCCCCUUGAAGCAUGAUAAAAUAUAGAAAUAUGGUCAGUUUACACUGAAUGUCCUGAACUCUCGUUUCCAUGGUCGUAAAUGAUUGGUUAUCUCUUUAUGUCUUCGCAACUGACUAACCCUUAAUAGAUGCCCAAUAUUCUCUGCAGUUGAUUAAACCAAAAGAUGCAUGCCACUAUAUGAGGACAUAAUAACACAAUAGAAAAAGGGUAGUUUUAUGGCACUGAAUUCUCCUGUCAGGCGAAGCCGUGAUAGAUCCCCUCUUUUUUUCUCCAGGCCAUACAAGGUCUUAUAAACCUGGCGCUUCCCAAAAAAAAGAAAAAAUUCUUUCCUUAUGGGAUUUUCUGCCAGGGAGAGCAGUGUGAAUUAUUAAAAUCAAAUUAAAUUUGGCCUUCACAACAGCUCGGGUAAAUGCAAAUUAAAGAUGCCAGCUGUGUGUGGCUGCAAUGUAAUGAGUUGGAGGGAAAGAGGCAAAGGGGGGGAGGAAUUUGAUGGAAACACAAAUGAACACAGCAGGAGAAGCGUCAUUGUGUAUGUUGCAACACGCUGAUGAAAUCAAGGAAAUGCAUCACAGAAGGGUGUCGAGCUAAAAUAUAUAUUUUAUUCUAUAUUCUUUAAUAUCCCACAUUGUGUUUUAGCAGUCCCAUGCAGACACACGUCGGUUUUAAGGUCCGUACAGGAAGGAAACAAAAUGCACGGAUUAAAUGAUUUUUUACCAUGAACUACUCACCAAUAAUUCUCAAAUUAAGAACUAAAAAUAAGAAUACAAAAUAAUGCGCAAUUGUUUCUUUGAAGGAAAGUGCAACAAAUAUUAAAAACAGUUUAACAUACUGAAAUAAUUUUAGGAUAUAUAAUGUAAAUCGACUGACUAAGCCAGGGGUGUCAAAUGUACGGCCUUUUAUCUGGCCCGCGGGAUGAAUUUGCCGAGUAUAAAAAUUAACCUGAAAAUGUUGAAUCAAAGAAACCGCUGUUGUAAUUGUGCAAUAGCAUUUAUUUGUAUCUUUGUAGAUGAUGCUACAUACUGUAUAUACAAAAUAAACCACAUGAUGUUUGUACAUCAGUCGAGGGAAAUGAUCAAACUACAUAAAUAACAUACGGCAAUUUGAUUUUAAUAUACUUUUUUUUUGUCUUGAUAGAUUGAAAAUUAACACCAAUGAGUUGACUGAUGAUCAUUAUCACAUAAGUUAUUCCGAAAAUAUAAAUAACAACAAAUAAAGUAUGUAUACUAUUAACCGCAACAGGUAAUUUAAAAAAAUAUAAAUAAAUACAUUAAUAAAAAACAACAUUAUGAUUUGUACAAUUUCAGAAUGUGCUUGAUCUAUUUUUAAACAAAAAAAAAACAAUCUGAAGUUGUCUUUAUUUUUAAGUUAUCUUGUCGUGAUUUUACCAGUCCUGUCCACUGUGGCCCCUGAAUUAAAACGAGUUUAUCACCCCUGGACUAAGGUGGUGAAUUAAAAUAUUCUACUAUUAUAAGUAAUAUAACAAAUACAAAUUAUUGUUACCAUUUGUGUUCGCUUAGGUAUGGCAUCAGAGGGUUGGUCUUAAACUGGGUAAAAAGCCAAUUUCUAACAUGAAGCAAUACAGCGAACACACUUCUGCAGCUCUAAAUAUAUCUUGUGACGUAACCCAGGGCUCAAUCCUGGGACCAAAAUUGUUCAAUCUCUACAUAACGACAUUGUUUAAAGUUACAAAGAACUUAAAGUUAGCAUUAUUUGCAGAUGACACGACGCUUUUUUUAGUUCUUGCUUGUAACUUGGUCUCUCACUCAGUGGGUUGGUAAGAAGCAACUUUCUAACAGGAAGCAAUACGUUGAGGUCGGCAAACACACUUCUACAGCUCUAUAUAUAUCUUGCGGCAUAUCCCAGGGCUCAAUCCUGGGACUAAAAUUGUUUAAUCUAGACAUAAACGGUAUUGUUUAAAGUUACAAAUAAUUGAAAGUUAGUAUUAUUUGCAGAUGACAUGACCGCAUUUAGUUGUAGCUCGGCGAACACACUAACACACUUCUACACCCAAAGUAUAUCUUGCAGCAUACCCCAGGGCCUAUUCCCGGGACCAAAAUUGUUCAAUCUUGACAUAAACGACAUUGUUUAAAGUUACAAAGAAUUUAAAGUUAGUAUUAUUUGCAGAUGACAUGACCACAUUUAGUUGUAGUUUGGCGAACACACUUCUUCACCCUAUGUAUAUCUUGCGGCGUACCCCAGGGCCUAAUCCUGGGACCAAAAUUGUUCAAUCUCGACAUAAACGUCAUUGUUUAAAGUUACAAAGAAUUUAAAGUUAGUAUUAUUCGCAGUUGACACGACCGCAUUUAGUUGUAGCUCGACGAACACACUUCUACACCCUAACUAUAUAUUGCGGCAUACCCCAGGGCUCAAUCCUGGGACUAAAAUUGUUCAAUCUCUACAUAACGACAUUGUUUAAAGUUACAAAGAACUUAAAGUUAGUAUUAUUUGCAGAUGACACGACCGCAUUUAGUUUUAGCUUGUAACUUGGUCUCUCACUCAGUGGGUUGGUAAGAAGCUACUUUCUAACAGGAAGCAAUACGUUAAACUCGGCGAACAUACUUCUACAGCUCUAAAUACAUCUUGCGGCGUACCCCUGGGCUCAAGCCUGGGACCAAAAUUGUUCAAUCUUGACAUAAAUGACAUUGUUUAAAUUUACAAAGAACUUAGUAUUAUUUGCAGAUGACACGACCGCAUUUAGUUCAAGCUUGUAAAUUGCUCGCAUUUAGUUGUAGCUCGGCAAACACACUUCUACACCCUAAAUAUAUCUUGCGGCGUACCCCAGGGCCUAAUCCCGGGACAAAAAUUGUUCAAUCUCGACAUAAACGAUAUUGUUUAAAGUUACAAAGAACUUAAAGUUAGUAUUAUUUGCAGAUGACACAACAUCAUUUAGAUCUAGCUCAGCGAACACACUUCUAGAGCUCUAAAUAUAUCUUGCGGCAUACCCCAAAGCUCAAUCCUGGGACCAAAAUUGUUCAAUCUCAACAUAAAUGACAUUGUUUGAAGUUACAAAGAAUUUAGUAUUAUUUGCAGAUGACACAACCGCAUUUAGUUCAAGCUUGUAAAUUGCUCUCUCACUCAGUGGGUUGGUAUGGAGCAAUUUUCUAACAGGAAGCAAUACGUACUUCUACAGCUCUAUAAACAUCUUGUGGCGUACCCCAGGGCUCAAUCCUGGGACCAAAAUUGUUCAAUCUCGACAUAAACGGCAUUGUUUAAAGUUACAAAGAAUUUAAAGUUAGUAUUAUUUGCAGUUGACACGACAGCAUUUAGUUGUAGCUCGACGAACACACUUCUACACCCUAUGUAUAUCUUGCGGCGUACCCCAGGGCUCAAUCCUGGGACUAAAAUUGUUCAAUCUAGACAUAAACGGUAUUGUUUAAAGUUACAAAUAAUUUAAAGUCAGUAUUAUUUGCAGAUGACAUGACCGCAUUUAGUUGUAGCUCGGCGAACACACUAACACACUUCUACACCCAAAGUAUAUCUUGCGGCAUACCCCAGGGCCUAAUCCCGGGACCAAAAUUGUUUAAUCUUGACAUAAACGACAUUGUUUAAAGUUACAAAGAAUUUAAAGUUAGUAUUAUUUGCAGAUGACAUGACCACAUUUAGUUGUAGCUCGGCGAACACACUUCUACACACUAUGUAUAUCUUGCGGCGUACCCCAGGGCCUAAUCCCGGGACCAAAAUUGUUCAAUCUCGACAUAAACGUCAUUGUUUAAAGUUACAAAGAAUUUAAGGUUAGUAUUAUUCGCAGUUGACACGACCGCAUUUAGUUGUAGCUCGACAAACACACUUCUACACCCUAACUAUAUAUUGCGGCAUACCCCAGGGCUUAAUUCUGGGACCAAAAUUGUUCAAUCUCUACAUAACGACAUUGUUUAAAGUUACAAAGAACUUAAAGUUAGCAUUAUUUGCAGAUGACACGACCGCAUUUAGUUUUAGCUUGUAACUUGGUCUCUCACUCAGUGGGUUGGUAAGAAGCUACUUUCUAACAGUAAGCAAUACGUUAAACUCGGCGAACAUACUUCUACAGCUCUAAAUACAUCUUGCGGCGUACCCCUGGGCUCAAAAUUGUUCAAUCUUGACAUAAAUGACAUUGUUUAAAGUUACAAAGAACUUAGUAUUAUUUGCAGAUGACACGACCGCAUUUAGUUCAAGCUUGUAAAUUGCUCGCAUUUAGUUGUAGCUCGGCAAACACACUUCUACACCCUAAAUAUAUCUUGCGGCGUACCCCAGGGCCUAAUCCCGGGACAAAAAUUGUUCAAUCUCGACAUAAACGAUAUUGUUUAAAGUUACAAAGAACUUAAAGUUAGUAUUAUUUGCAGAUGACACAACAUCAUUUAGAUCUAGCUCAGCGAACACACUUCUACAGCUCUAAAUAUAUCUUGCGGCAUACCCCAAAGCUCAAUCCUGGGACCAAAAUUGUUCAAUCUCGACAUAAAUGACAUUGUUUAAAGUUACAAAGAAUUUUGUAUUAUUUGCAGAUGACACAACCGCAUUUAGUUCAAGCUUGUAAAUUGCUCUCUCACUCAGUGGGUUGGUAUGAAGCCAUUUUCUAACAGGAAGCAAUACGUUAAGGUCGGCAAACACACUUCUACAGCUCUAUAAAUAUCUUGCGGCGUACCCCAGGGCUCAAUCCUGGGACCAAAAUUGUUCAAUCUCGACAUAAACGGCAUUGUUUAAAGUUACAAAGAAUUAAAAGUUAGUAUUACUUGCAGAUGACAUGACCGCAUUUAGUUGUAGCUCGGUGGACACACUUCUACACCCUAAGUAUAUAUUGUGGCGUACCCCAGGGCUCAAUUAUGGACCCAAAAUUGUUCAAUCUCGACAUAAACGACAUUGUUUCAAGUUACAAAGAACUUAAAGUUAGUAUUAUUUGCAGAUGACCCGACCUCAUUUAGUUCUAGCUCGGCGAACACACUUCUAUAGCUCUAAAUAUAUCAUGCGGUGUACCCCAGGGCUCAAUCCUGGAACCAAAAUUUUUCAAUCUCGACAUAAACAACAUUGUUUAAAGUUACAAAUAAUUUAAAGUUAGUAUUAUUUGCAGAUUAGUUCUAGCUUGUAGCUGGGUCUCUCGCUCGGUGGGUUCUGGGUGGUAAUUUAGAACGCCUCUGUGCCAUACCAAAUGUCCCGUACCUGGGGGGGAAAUCCUGCUUCGAGUACACUUGCCUUUCAGACCAUCCACCAUACUGCCCUUUUCAAUCUCUGAGCAUGCUCAACUGGUGAGGGUUUGACAUUAUGACUAUUGGUACUACUCCUGUAAUAUGGCUUGAAUGCUAUGGAUAGUAGCUUAUUAUCAAAAUGAUGAAAAUAUGUAUAUUAUGAAAAAUCAGAUUUGGAACUCUUUUUUUUUUUUUUUGGAAGGGGUUUGUAACAAGAAAGGGGGUUGGUUUGUUUGUUUUUGUUCUUUUCUAAGGUUAUGCCGGGUUACCAGCACAAAGCACGCAAAUGAAUAAUCUGACCUGCAGGGGGCAAUAGAGGCAACUCAGUGCUGUUAAUUCAACACUGUUUACAGGUUGUAUUUUUUCUUCUUUUUUUUCCCCUUUUCUUUUUCUAGUUAAAUGCCGCAUAUUUUUUCUUGUGGCGUCAGUACAGCAUGACAGGGAAAGCAGUAUCUUUUUUAUAUACAUAUAAACUAUAUUCAUGGGGGAGGCAAAAAAAAAAAAGAUGAAAAAUGUGUCAUGCAUUAUUAUUAUUAUUAUUAUUAUUGUUGUUUAGCCUAUAAAAAAAACAGACAUUCCCCUCUUGAAAUUUCUCAACACUUGCUGCUUUGAUGACUUCAUAUGAUGAUAAAUGAUUUCAUAAUUAAUCAUCAUUUAAGUGUGUUACAUGGCAUUUUAUUCAUGUAUUUAUUUAUUUAUUUAUUUAUUUAUUUUACGAACCAUGGCAAAGAUGAUAAAAAUGUGUAUUAAAAAAGAAAUGCUUAUUUGGGCUUUUCUCUCUCUCUCUCUCUUCCUCUCUCUCUCUUGCUCUCCUUUUUUUCCAAUUUUACAAUAAAAAACAAUCAAACUGGA
This is a messenger RNA of Nerophis ophidion (straightnose pipefish), 23881 nucleotides long. RefSeq names its product cugbp, Elav-like family member 5a (gene celf5a). Gene Ontology annotation, molecular function: mRNA binding. The transcript has 13 exons. Bases 1 to 1728 code for a protein of 575 amino acids. The record is from RefSeq and is a predicted model, not a curated record. Gene Ontology annotation, cellular component: cytoplasm; ribonucleoprotein complex; nucleus. Gene Ontology annotation, biological process: mRNA splice site recognition; regulation of alternative mRNA splicing, via spliceosome. NCBI's taxonomy places the organism in Eukaryota, Metazoa, Chordata, Actinopteri, Syngnathiformes, Syngnathidae.